UCAUACAGGAGCAUUUAGAAAACUACGUAGAAUGUCUCCUCCGCGGCUGACAGGAGCUUUACGCUCCUUUUCUAUUGUCACCAAGAAGGAGGACUUAAAUGAGAACGUCUCCGAUCUCAAGUGUACUUCCUUUCCACUUGGACCAGUGUGAAUUGGAACUUUUGCAGUUAUCAAAUGGUGGUUAAUGGAGUCCAUCUCCAUUACAAGGCAUGCCUUUUCUCUCCUGUGGCCAAGGCUGAUAUAUUUUAAAGGGAGCUCCAGGAUAUUCCAUAUGAAGAGCCCUGCGUGAGAAGCAGAGCUCAAACGUAUGAAGAAACGGGAGCUGUUUGGAAGAGAAGGGCUCACAUGGCAGAAGAUUCUGCAUUUUUGCACUGAUCAUCAGGACAAAAUGAAGCAACAUGCUGUCCAUCAGGAAUUAAAGAACCUUCUUUCUGCAGCCAAAGAGAUAGUGGGGACUGAAAAUGGUCAAGAGGCUGUUGAACACGCUGCUGUCUUUCUCUUUGAAAUUUUCCACGACAAAGACCAUGUGGGCAGACAGGAGACUGAGGCCAUUAAGGAGAUGUUUGGCCCUUUUCCCUCAUCUGCUGCCGAAUUAUUUUUUGCUUGUGUGGUACGACUGGUGGAUUCACUUAACUAUUCUGGAAUGAAGGAAUUUAUCCACUCCUAUCGCUCACCUCACACACUUCACCAUGGGUCUUCUUUCGGAUGUAACAUUGCUUUUACCCAUGAUUGCUAUAAGCUUGACCCGCUCGAAGAACUGCUGUGCUCUGGCAUCCAAAAUCAAAACAUGAGCAUAGACUUUCACAAUUUCCUAAAGACCCAACCAAGCAGGAUGAAUGUUGUCAAUGAUGGAGAGAUGUUUACCACAGAAAAGUCUUGGAUGAAUGGAGCUAUCCUCAGGACAGAAGUGGAGAAAUAUCUGAAUGAAGGAAAUAUGAUAUCUUCUAGCCCAGAGGAUCUUUGCACCUCUAUAUUUGAGAUGCUUGCCUCUCACAAAAGCAAUGAUGAGCUACAGAAUGAGUUAUUUGAGCUGCUUGGCCCAGAAGGUUUAGAAAUGAUCUACACACUUUUGCAGAAAAGGGAAGUUAUUGUUGACUCCCCGCAAAACAUUCCACCACUUUCCAGGGGACAGUCAGGUAAUUUAAAUGAUUCCGUCCGAAAACUCAGUGACGAAGUUACAAGGCCAGCCUAUGGCUGUCAGGUGACCAUUCACUCUGAACAAGAAAGACAUUUGAUGAAGAUAUUUCGCAGGGAAGAGAAGAGAGAGAGGAAAAGGGGAAAAGGAACUGAUGAUGUGGAAUGCUCAGAUGCUAUCUUGAAUUUUGACCCAAAAGAGAUGAGAACCCAACGGGAGCAGGCUUUGUUGACUGCACGACAUGAACCUGUACUUGGUAGAGAACGAGUGUAUGAACGGAUUAAAUACCCAAAUGUCUAUGACAGCUAUGCCGACGCCACAAAAACACACGCUUUUGUUGGAGGAGCAACGAUGCUGCUACCUCUGGGAAUCCGCAGAGAAAAUACUAAAAUGUACGAAGAGGUGGAGAUUCCACCUAAUGCACCAAUGCCGAUUGGCUUUGAAGAGAAGCCCAUCUACAUCACUGAACUGGAUGAAAUUGGACAACUGGUAUUCAAAGGAAUGAAGCGUCUGAACAGGAUCCAGUCAUUGGUGUUUGAGACUGCCUACAACACCAACGAAAACCUGCUAAUCUGUGCCCCAACUGGAGCUGGCAAGACCAACAUCGCCAUGCUGACCGUCCUACAUGAGAUUCGGCUACACCUACAACCUGGUGGUAUCAUCAAAAAGAAUGAAUUCAAGAUUGUGUAUGUUGCUCCAAUGAAGGCUUUGGCAGCUGAGAUGACCAACUAUUUCAGUAAGCGAUUGGAGCCACUGGGCAUUGCUGUCAAAGAACUCACUGGCGACAUGCAGUUAACCAAAGGGGAAAUUCUUCAAACUCAGAUGUUAGUGACCACCCCAGAGAAGUGGGAUGUUGUGACAAGAAAGAGUGUUGGAGACAUUGCUCUAUCCCAGAUUGUACGUCUCUUAAUCUUGGAUGAAGUUCACCUUCUUCAUGAAGAUCGAGGACCAGUACUGGAGAGCCUUGUGGCCCGGACCAUCAGACAGGUGGAAUCCACCCAGAGUAUGAUUAGGAUUCUGGGAUUGUCAGCCACUCUUCCAAACUAUCUAGAUGUGGCAACCUUUUUGCAUGUCAACCCGUAUAUUGGCCUCUUCUUCUUCGACAGUCGUUUCAGACCAGUGCCGCUCGGACAGACCUUUGUGGGGAUCAAAUCUACGAACAAGAUCCAGCAAAUUCAUGACAUGGAGGAAGUGUGCUAUAACAAGGUUGUUGAACAAGUCAAAGCUGGUCAUCAGGUAAUGGUGUUCGUCCAUGCUCGUAACGCCACAGUGAGGACGGCCAUGGGGCUAAUAGAGAUGGCUAAGAACCGUGGAGAAGCAUGUGUCUUUCAACCAGACCAGGGUCCAGACUACGGCCAGUGUGAAAAACAGGUCCAUCGGUCUAGAAACAAGCAAAUGAAGGAGAUGUUUCCAGAAGGUUUUGGGAUCCACCAUGCAGGCAUGCUGCGGGCUGACCGCAAUCUGAUGGAGAGUAUGUUCUCGAGGGGGUACCUCAAGGUGCUUGUCUGUACUGCCACCCUUGCCUGGGGAGUGAACCUACCAGCCCAUGCUGUUAUCAUUAAGGGGACACAGAUUUAUGAUGCCAAGCGUGGUGCCCUGGUGGAUCUUGGCAUCUUGGAUGUGAUGCAGAUUUUUGGUCGUGCAGGCCGUCCUCAGUUUGACAAGUAUGGGGAGGGCACCAUCAUUACGACCCAUGACAAGCUCAGCCAUUACCUGACCCUGCUCACCCAGCAGAACCCCAUUGAGAGUCAGUUUCUUGUCAGCCUGGCUGACAAUCUCAAUGCUGAGAUUGCUUUGGGUACAGUCACCAAUGUGGAUGAGGCAGUGAGGUGGCUCAGUUACACUUAUCUCUACGUGCGCGUGAGGGCUAAUCCACUUGCAUAUGGUAUAAGCUACAAGGCCUUGCAGAUGGAUCCCUCCUUAGAGCUGUACAGAAAAGAAAUUGUGAUUGAUUCUGGCAGGAAGUUGGACAAAGCCAGGAUGAUCCGCUUUGAAGAGCGCACAGGCUACUUUGCCUCGACUGAUCUGGGGAGGACAUCCAGCCACUUCUAUAUCAGAUACAACACAAUAGAGACAUUCAAUGAACUUUUCAACUCUCAGCGAACAGAAGCGGACAUCCUCAGUAUUGUCUCCAAGGCUGAAGAAUUUGAACAGCUAAAGGUUCGUGAUGAAGAGCUGGAGGAGCUGGAGCAGCUGCUGUGCAACUACUGUGAGCUACCUGCAGCAGGUGGAGUGGAAAAUGGCUAUGGCAAGGUCAACAUUCUGUUGCAGACAUACAUAAGUCGUGGAGAUGUUGACAGCUUCUCCCUUAUCUCAGACCUUUCAUAUGUGGCCCAGAAUGCUGCUCGAAUUGUCAGGGCACUGUUUGAGAUUGCUCUAAGAAAGCGUUGGCCGGCCAUGACAUAUCGACUGCUUAGACUCUGCAAAGUCAUUGACAAACGGCUUUGGGGCUUUGCCCACCCUCUUCGCCAGUUCUCCAAUUUAAGCCACAUUGUACUGACUCGACUGGAGGACAAGAAUCUCACUGUUGAUAAACUAAAGGAUAUGAGAAAGGAUGAAAUUGGCCACAUGCUACAUCAUGUAAACAUUGGGUUGACAGUCAAACAGUGUGUCCAUCAGAUCCCUUCGAUCACAUUGGAGGCCAACGUUCAACCAAUCACACGAACUGUCCUACGCGUCCGUCUUAUUGUCACUCCUGACUUUUAUUGGAAUGAUCAGGUGCAUGGGUCUGUGGCUGAGCCAUGGUGGUUAUGGGUGGAAGACCCAAUUAAUGAUCACAUUUACCACUCUGAGUACUUCCUUCUCCAGAAAAAGCAGGUGGUGACAGUAGAAGCCCAGCAUAUAGUUUUCACAAUUCCCAUCUUUGAACCUGUCCCCUCUCAGUACUACAUAAAAGGAGUGUCUGACCGUUGGCUUGGUGCUGAAGCCAUCUGCAUCAUCAACUUCCAGAACCUUAUCUUACCUGAACAGCACCCCCCACACACUGAGUUGUUGGACCUGCAGCCGUUGCAAGUGACAGCUUUGGGAUCCCCGGCAUAUGAAAGCUUGUACAACUUCACUCAUUUCAAUCCAAUCCAGACACAGAUCUUCCACACACUCUAUCACACUGACACUAAUGUCUUGCUUGGGGCACCAACGGGCUCUGGAAAGACCAUAGCUGCUGAGCUGGCCAUGUUCAGAGUCUUCAACAAGUACCCAAGCUCUAAGGUGGUGUAUAUUGCCCCUCUUAAAGCGCUAGUCAGAGAAAGAAUUGAGGACUGGAAAGUCAGGAUAGAGGAGAAACUGGGGAAAAAGGUGGUGGAACUGACAGGUGAUGCGACCCCAGAUAUGAGAGCUAUCGCCCAGGCUGAUCUCAUCGUCACCACACCAGAGAAGUGGGAUGGAGUCAGCAGAAGCUGGCAAAAUAGAAGCUACGUUCAGAAAGUUGCAAUCCUGAUCAUUGAUGAAAUCCACCUUCUUGGGGAAGAUAGAGGUCCAGUGUUGGAAGUCAUUGUGUCAAGGACAAACUUCAUCUCCUCGCACACCUCUAAAGGUGUUCGAAUUGUCGGUCUCUCCACUGCUCUGGCUAAUGCGCGAGACCUUGCAGACUGGUUAGGAAUCAUACAGGUGGGUUUGUUUAACUUCCGUCCUUCUGUUCGUCCUGUACCACUGGAGGUUCACAUCCAUGGUUUCCCAGGACAGCACUACUGUCCCCGCAUGGCCACCAUGAACAAACCCACCUUCCAAGCAAUACGUAGUCAUUCUCCAGCUAAACCAGUCCUGAUCUUUGUCUCAUCCCGUCGUCAAACCCGACUGACAGCCCUGGACCUCAUAGCAUACCUAGCGACAGAAGACAACCCCAAACAGUGGCUGCAUCAGGACGAGAGAGAAAUUGAGGACAUCAUUGCCACAAUACGGGAUUCUAACUUGAAGCUAACUUUGGCAUUUGGAAUCGGAAUGCAUCACGCUGGUCUGCAUGAGCGAGACAGAAAAACUGUUGAGGAACUGUUUGUCAAUUGCAAGAUCCAGGUUUUGAUUGCCACAAGCACUCUGGCUUGGGGAGUAAACUUCCCUGCUCAUCUGGUGGUUGUCAAAGGAACAGAAUACUAUGAUGGAAAGACCAGGCGAUACGUUGACUACCCUAUUACAGAUGUUUUGCAGAUGAUGGGGCGAGCAGGUCGACCUCAGUUUGAUGACCACGGCAAAGCAGUUAUUCUUGUCCAUGACAUCAAAAAAGAUUUCUACAAGAAAUUUCUCUACGAGCCUUUCCCUGUUGAGUCCACCCUCCUUAGUGUGCUGUCAGACCAUUUGAAUGCAGAGAUUGCUGCAGGGACGAUUUCUUCCAAGCAAGAUGCAAUGGACUACAUCACCUGGACUUACUUUUUCAGACGACUGGUGAUGAACCCCAGGCGGGGGCCAGGAUUUGAAAGUCUCAACGCCUGCAUGAAGCUUAAUCUGACGAUAUAUGAAACAGACUCCAAAGCCAUAGGCAAAACCGUGCAGCACCAGAUGUCACAUCAAUGUUACUAUAGCUUGGAAAACAUCAGUCAUGACUCCAUUAACAAGUAUCUGUCUGGCCUGGUGGAAAGGAGCCUACGGGACUUGCAGUGCUCCUACUGCAUUGAAAUAAAAGAGGAUGACCAGGUGAUUGAGCCUCAGACUUAUGGUCGUAUUGCAUCAUAUUACUACCUGAAGCACCAGACCAUCCGCUUGUUUAAAGAAAGACUAAGAGCUGAACUUCCCAUCCAUGAGAUUCUUUCCAUUUUGACAGAUGCAGAAGAGUAUGCUGAGCUUCCUGUGAGACACAAUGAAGACCAACUCAACUGCCAGCUGGCUCAACAGCUCCCCCUGAAGGUCAAUGCACAUUCCUAUGACAAUGCCCACACGAAGACUCACUUACUCCUUCAGGCUCACUUCAGCAAUGCCCAGUUACCAUGCAGUGACUAUUCAACUGAUACCAAGACUGUUCUGGACAAUGCCAUUCGAAUCUGUCAGGCUUUGCUUGAUGUAGCAGCCAAUGAGGGCUGGCUUGUUACAGCUUUAAGCAUCUGCAACCUAGUGCAGAUGAUUGUCCAAGGCCGCUGGCUGCAUGAUUCUUCAAUACUGACGCUGCCACAUUUGGAACAACGGUACCUCUGCAUGUUCAGGAAAUGGUCAAACCAGAACGGAGGGGGUAGGACAGGAUCCGACAGCGGACCAAUUGAAGGGCUUCCUGAGCUGAUAACUGUCUGCAGUGGAAAGGAAAGGAUUUUUAAAGCAAUUGUUGGAGAUGAGUUUCCUUCAAGUCAUGUUACUCAGAUGUGGGAUUUCCUCAGUCAUCUUCCUGUACUCGAGGUUGCAUUGAGUGUCAAGGGAUGGUGGGAGGCGAGCCAACAACAAACAGAAUGCCAUUUGCCUGCUACUGGAGCACACCUGAGAGGGGCCAGGAGCUGGCUGGAUGUCCAUGCUGACCAGGAGUAUGUUUUGCAGGUGACACUGAGGCGCAUCAACCAAGCACAGAUGAGGAGGAAUCAGGACAGUAAGGCUCAGGCUCCAAGAUUCCCUAAAGUGAAAGAUGAAGGCUGGUUCCUUGUUGUUGGUGAGGUGGAUCACAAGGCGUUACUGGCAGCCAAACGAAUUGGAUAUGUGCGCAACCACACAACGGUGUCUAUGGCCUUCUACACACCAGAGAAAACUGGAAAAUGUAUCUACACGCUCUACUUGAUGAGCGACAGCUACCUGGGCCUGGACCAGCAGUAUGACAUUCACCUCAAUGUGAUACCAGCCAGCAUCGCUGCCCAGGUCAACACAGAGGUCACAGACUAGAUUACAGGAUCCUCCAGCUGCUGUUGGCUAGUCAAGAAUUACAAGUAGCAGAAUAAUGUUGUUCCUGAUACUGUGCCAUCAGUGUGUCAAUGACCUUUUACAUUACCUUCCAUGAAUAUCGUGUGAGAAAGUGCGACAAGAACUUAAAACCUAAAGGGUAGAAAAGUUUUUGAUAAAUGCAGCACUUUUAACAUGGUUUGUUUUUGUAAACCCUUAAAAUCACAUUGCGUUACUCGAAAUGGGAGUCUUCAUGUUUACAUAUUUCACAAGUAUGAAAACUGCUUCCUGAAGUUCAAAAAGUUGCCUGGUUGAUGGAAGAUUCUAAAUUUUUCAUUUGUGUUUGUCACCCCAUGGUGAAAUUAUUGAUGGGCAAAUAAAACGUAAAACAAUA
Messenger RNA from Syngnathoides biaculeatus (alligator pipefish), 7310 nucleotides. RefSeq names its product activating signal cointegrator 1 complex subunit 3 (gene ascc3). Lineage: Eukaryota; Metazoa; Chordata; Actinopteri; Syngnathiformes; Syngnathidae. The transcript has 43 exons. Bases 308 to 6919 code for a protein of 2203 amino acids. The record is from RefSeq and is a predicted model, not a curated record. Gene Ontology annotation, cellular component: nucleus. Gene Ontology annotation, molecular function: ATP hydrolysis activity; nucleic acid binding; ATP binding.